Molecule: messenger RNA, 1034 nt
Organism: Drosophila ficusphila
Lineage: Eukaryota; Metazoa; Arthropoda; Insecta; Diptera; Drosophilidae
Product: pancreatic triacylglycerol lipase
Exons: 2
Coding region: 1-1014 (337 amino acids)
Biological process (GO): lipid metabolic process
Molecular function (GO): lipase activity
Source: RefSeq, a predicted model, not a curated record
AUGAAAGUGGCUGUGGUUUUGGUGGCUCUAUUGGCAGCAGCACAUGCUCUUCCGAUUGAGGAGCGUGUCAAUGGAGAGAAUGGCUGGUUUGUGCCCCAGGAUGAUGGAAGCCUUGAAUGGAUGGACAUAAAAGAUGCCGAGGAACUGUUAAGCAAGUAUACUCCCAUCGAAAGCCGCUCGAACGAUGUGUCCUUCUACCUCUAUACCAAACAAAACCCAACGAACGGCAAGGAAAUAUGGUCAGAUGCAUCCUCCAUUCACGACUCCCACUUUAAUAAGAACCAUGGCACUCGAUUUGUGAUCCACGGAUGGAAGGGAAAAUAUACCGACAGCAUGAAUGUCAAGAUCACAAAGGCCUGGCUCUCGAAAGGGGAAUAUAACGUGAUUGUUGUCAACUGGGAACGUUCCCAAACUGCGAACUAUGUGUCAUCUGUGGCAGCUGUUCCUGGAGCAGGAACCAAAGUGGGAGAGAUGAUCGAGUACCUGCACGAACAUCACGGCAUGUCUCUGGAGGAUCUGGAGGUGAUUGGUCACAGCUUGGGAGCCCAUGUGGCUGGGUUUGCUGGGAAGAAAGUGGGGGGCAAGAGGAUUCACACCAUCGUGGGUCUGGACCCAGCCAUGCCACUGUUCAGUUACGAUAAACCCGACAAGCGUCUUAACGCCGACGAUGCCUUCUAUGUGGAGUCCAUCCAGACCAACGGUGGUGAAAAGGGGUUCCUGAAACCCAUUGGCAAGGGCACGUUCUACCCGAACGGAGGAAGGGAUCAGCCAGGAUGCGGCACGGAUAUAGGAGGAUCCUGUUCCCACCAUCGAUCGGUGCUCUAUUACGUGGAGGCAGUCACGGAGGAUAACUUCGGCACCAUCAAGUGCGGUGAUUACCAGGCUGCUCUGGCAAAUGAGUGUGGAAGCACCUACAGUAACGUUCGGAUGGGAGCAGUCACCAAUGCCUACAUGGUCGAAGGAGAUUACUAUGUUCCAGUCAACAGCGAAGCUCCUUUCGGCAAGAUCGAGUAGAUAUUAUAAUGGUUAUCAGA